UCAGGGCGAUCUUAAACUGAGCAAUCUUAAUAUCAGGUUGCUUUGAAUAGGAAUGGUUCCUAGUUACCUUCUCUUAAAGUCAGUUUCUGAGAAGAGAGAGUGUAGUCCAGCCUUUCAGAAGUUGGAAUGUCCAGUGUUUUCAGCAUAUGAAUGUCAGAAAGGAGAAACACUGUGUGCAGUUCUGGACUCCUGAACGUAGAGCUUCCUCUGCUAUAAUCAUAUAAAUGGCUGGAGCAGAACAGACAAUGAUGUCAUAGACCGCCUACUUGAAACUUCUAGAACAAAGAAGAACUGGAGUGAGAACAGGAAAACCACCAGCAGCUGAGAGCUGGUGAUCGGUUUUCUGGAGCUAUUUGCUUCAGCAUCAGGGCCAUGGUUCCAACUGGCUGUAAAUAGAAGGAAGCAGCACCGGAUAAGUCUACUAUCCAUCUAGACAAUGAUGCAAGCAACAUAACAAGCCACAGCCCUAAUGCAAGGAAUAAAACAACUUCCGCAACUUGGGAUCCAAGAAGGUAGCUCUCAUGUUUCCAUUAUUUGUAGGCUUUUAAAAGAAAGUUGCAAGACGUAGGUGGGAGAUCUGUCUUGCCCAUACAGCAAGGGCUGCUGUCUCCAGGCCCCAGCUACCAAAUUAGUAAGUGUUAAGCAAAAGAAUGGAUGACUCUGAACUACCACUUGACCGGGAGAUCCCUGGGAAUGAUGAAAUGCUAGACGAGGAGCAGAAAUGUAAUGAUGACAUUAGUGAGGCAGAUCACAGUGGGACAAAUCAAUUUCAGGAGAGUGGGGAUACUGCACCAGUCAUGGAGCAAAGAGCCAUAAGCAGAACAGUUUCGGAAAAAGAUAAGAUCAACCAAUCUCUCCAGACAGACAGCAAAGUGAGCAUUUUCAGGCGAAAAACACUAAUGGACCGGAGUCAGCAGACAGAUAUUUGUGGUUCAAAAGACAGUAUAGCAUCUCUAAGGAAGGAAUCCGACUUUAGCAGUUCUCAGCUCCAAGGCCAAAGAUCCCAACAUAGCAGUCAACAAUCUGUCAGUCGUCAGGAUGGUCAUAGCCAAGCAUCUUCUCCGGUGCAGUCUGAGAUUAGUUUUCCUGAUGACACAGAGUCAACAAGAGUGCCAGAUUCUGGCUAUGAAAGUGAACAAGUGGAGGUAUCCCGACGUGGCAGUCUACUGUCACAAAGGUAUGGCGUCCCCCUUUUUGAUCUAGAACACGAAAAGGUACAGUCUCGAAAGAGCAGCCAGCAGUCCACUGGUAUCCCCAUUUUGCAAGAUCAAAAGAUGCCCCAAGGAAAAGCAGUAGAGAAUGCUGAUAUAAGUGAGGAAACAACUUGGUUCAAUAAAAGAACAGGCGUAUAUGUAAUAUCUAGACACCAACAAACAAGUAUAAUUUGGGGCCCAGAAACACUUGCAGAAAUUUUACUCCCUUUUAAAGAAUCAGUAAAAAGCAAAAACUUAGAAAAAGAUAUGUUCAAAGAGGAAGCAACAAUGGCUUCUUCUCUGGAUACAGAAAGGGCUCAGCCGAAAGUUGAAGAAUGUCAGAAGACAGAGGGGCAAGAGUCAAAGAGACCCAGUCAAGCGCCUACUGUAACGGCAUCUAUUUACAGUAUUCAACAAAUAGAGGGGCAAGAGUCAAAGAGGCCUAGUCAAGCACCUACUGUAACGGCAUCUCUUCGCAGUAUUCAACAAAUAGAGGGGCAAGAGUCAAAGAGACCCAGUCAAGCGCCUACUGUAACGGCAUCUCUUCGCAGUAUUCAACAAAUAGAGGGGCAAGAGUCAAAGAGACCCAGUCAAGCGCCUACUGUAACGGCAUCUCUUCGCAGUAUUCAACAAAUAGAGGGGCAAGAGUCAAAGAGACCCAGUCAAGCACCUACUGUAACGGCAUCUCUUCGCAGUAUUCAACAAAUAGAGGGGCAAGAGUCAAAGAGACCCAGUCAAGCACCUACUGUAACGGCAUCUCUUCGCAGUAUUCAACAAAUAGAGGGGCAAGAGUCAAAGAGACCCAGUCAAGCGCCUACUGUAACGGCAUCUCUUCGCAGUAUUCAACAAAUAGAGGGGCAAGAGUCAAAGAGACCCAGUCAAGCACCUACUGUACAGGGAUCUCUUCACAGUAUCCAACAAAUAGAGGGGCAAGAAUCAAAGAGACCCAGUCAAGCACCUACUGUAACGGCAUCUCUUCGCAGUAUUCAACAAAUAGAGGGGCAAGAGUCAAAGAGACCCAGUCAAGCACCUACUGUACAGGGAUCUCUUCACAGUAUCCAACAAAUAGAGGGGCAAGAAUCAAAGAGACCCAGUCAAGCGCCUACUGUAACAGCAUCUCUUCGCAGUAUUCAACAAAUAGAGGGGCAAGAGUCAAAGAGACCCAGUCAAGCGCCUACUGUAACGGCAUCUCUUCGCAGUAUUCAACAAAUAGAGGGGCAAGAGUCAAAGAGACCUAGUCAAGCGCCUACUGUACAAGGAUCUCUUCACAGUAUCCAACAGAGAGAGGGGCAAGAAUCAAAGAGACCCAGUCAAGUACCCACAGUACAAGGAUCAAUUCACACUAUUCUACAAAUAGAGGGGCAAGAGUCAAAGAGACCUAGUCAAGUGCCUACUGUACAGGGAUCUCUUCACAGUAUCCAACAGAGAGAGGGGCAAGAAUCAAAGAGACCCAGUCAAGUGCCCACAGUACAAGGAUCACUUCACAGUAUUCUACAAAUAGAGGGGCAAGAGUCAAAGAGACCUAGUCAAGUUCUUAAUGUGGAAGGUUCUAUUCACAGUAUUCAACUACUAGAGGGGCAAGAAUCAAAGAGACCUAGUCAAGUGCCUACUGUACCGGCAUCUCUUUACAGCAUCAAACAAAUAGAGGGUCAGGAAUCAAAGAGACCUACUCAAGCACCUACUGUACCUCCAUCUCUUUACAGUUUACAACAAAUAGAGGGGCAAGAAUCAAAGAUACCGAGUCAAGCACCUACUGUACCGGCAUCUCUUUACAGCAUCCAACAAAUAGAGGGGCAGGAAUCAAAGAUACCGAGCCAAGCGCCUACUUUACCGGCGUCUCUUUACAGCAUCCAACAAAUAGAGGGGCAGGAAUCAAAGAUACCGAGCCAAGCGCCUACUGUACCGGCAUCUCUUUACAGCAUCCAACAAAUAGAGGGGCAGGAAUCAAAGAUACCGAGUCAAGCACCUACUGUACCAGCAUCUCUUUACAGCAUCCAACAAAUAGAGGGGCAGGAAUCAAAGAUACCGAGUCAAGCACCUACUGUACCGGCAUCUCUUUACAGCAUCCAACAAAUAGAGGGGCAAGGAUCAAAGAUACCGAGUCAAGCGCCUACUGUACCAGCGUCUCUUUACAGCAUCCAACAAAUAGAGGGGCAAGAAUCAAAGAUACCGAGCCAAGCGCCUACUGUACCAGCAUCUCUUUACAGCAUCCAACAAAUAGAGGGGCAAGAAUCAAAGAUACCGAGUCAAGCGCCUACUGUUCCGGCGUCUCUUUACAGCAUCCAACAAAUAGAGGGGCAGGAAUCAAAGAUACCGAGCCAAGCACCUACUGUACCGGCAUCUCUUUACAGCAUCAAACAAAUAGAGGGGCAGGAAUCAAAGAUACCUACUCAAGCGCCUACUGUACCGCCAUCUCUUUACAGUUUACAACAAAUAGAGGGGCAAGAAUCAAAGAUACCGAGCCAAGCACCUACUGCACCGCCAUCUCUUUACAGCAUCAAACAAAUAGAGGGGCAGGAAACAAAGAUACUGAGCCAAGCACCUACUGUACCGGCAUCUCUUUACAGCAUCAAACAAAUAGAGGGGCAGGAAACAAAGAUACCGAGCCAAGCACCUACUGUACCGCCAUCUCUUUACAGUAUACAACAAAUAGAGGGGCAAGAAUCAAAGAUACCGAGACAAGCGCCUACGGUACCGCCAUCACUUUACAGUAUACAACAAACAGAGGGGCAAGAAUCAAAGAUACCGAGUCAAGCGCCUACUGUACCGCCAUCUCUUUACAGUAUUCAACAAAUAGAGGGGCAAGAAUCAAAGAUACCUAGACAAGCGCCUACUGUACCGCCAUCACUUUACAGUAUACAACAAAUAGAGGGGCAAGAAUCAAGGAUACCUAGUCAAGCGCCUACUGUACCGCCAUCUCUUUACAGUAUACAACAAAAAGAGGGGCAAGAAUCAAAGAUACCUAGUCAAGCGCCUACUGUACCGCCAUCUCUUUACAGUAUACAACAAAAAGAGGGGCAAGAAACAAAGAUACCGAGUCAAGCACCUACUGUACCGCCAUCUCUUUACAGUAUACAACAAAAAGAGGGGCAAGAAUCAAAGAUACCUAGUCAAGCGCCUACUGUACCACCAUCUCUUUACAGUAUACAACAAAAAGAGGGGCAAGAAACAAAGAUACCGAGUCAAGCACCUACUGUACCGCCAUCUCUUUACAGUAUACAACAAAUAGAGGGGCAAGAAUCAAAGAGACCUAGUCAAGUGCUUAAUGUAGAAGGAUCUAUUCACAGUAUCCAACUAAUAGAGGGGCUAGAAUCAAAGAGACCCAGUCAAGUGCCUACUGUACAGGGAUCUCUUUACAGUAUCCAACAAAUAGAGGGGCAAGAAUCAAAGAUGCCUAGUCAAGUGCCUACUGUACCGCCAUCUCUUUACAGUAUACAACAAAAAGAGGGGCAAGAAACAAAGAUACCGAGACAAGCGCCUACUGUACCGCCAUCUCUUUACAGUAUACAACAAACAGAGGGGCAAGAAUCAAAGAUACCGAGUCAAGCGCCUACUGUACCGCCAUCUCUUUACAGUAUACAACAAAUAGAGGGGCAAGAAACAAAGAUACCUAGUCAAGCACCUACUGUACCGCCAUCUCUUUACAGUAUACAACAAAUAGAGGGGCAAGAAUCAAAGAUACCUAGUCAAGCACCUACUGUACCGCCAUCUCUUUACAGUAUACAACAGAUAGAGGGGCAAGAAACAAAGAUACCGAGUCAAGCACCUACUGUACCGCCAUCUCUUUACAGUAUACAACAAAUAGAGGGGCAAGAAACAAAGAUACCGAGUCAAGCACCUACUGUACCGCCAUCUCUUUACAGUAUACAACAAAUAGAGGGGCAAGAAACAAAGAUACCUAGUCAAGCACCUACUGUACCGCCAUCUCUUUACAGUAUACAACAGAUAGAGGGGCAAGAAUCAAAGAUACCUAGUCAAGCACCUACUGUACCACCAUCUCUUUACAGUAUACAACAAAUAGAGGGGCAAGAAACAAAGAUACGAAGACAAGCGCCUACUGUACCGCCAUCUCUUUACAGUAUACAACAAAUAGAGGGGCAAGAAACAAAGAUACCAAGACAAGCGCCUACUGUACCGCCAUCUCUUUACAGUAUACAACAAAUAGAGGGGCAAGAAACAAAGAUACCGAGACAAGCGCCUACUGUACCGCCAUCUCUUUACAGUAUACAACAAACAGAGGGGCAAGAAUCAAAGAUACCGAGUCAAGCACCUACUGUACCACCAUCUCUUUACAGUAUACAACAAAUAGAGGGGCAAGAAACAAAGAUAGCUAGUCAAACACCUACUGUACCGCCAUCUCUUUACAGUAUGCAACAAAUAGAGGGGCAAGAAUCAAAGAGACCUAGUCAAGUGCUUAAUGUAGAAGGAUCUCUUCACAGUAUCCAACAAAUACAGGGGCAAGAAUCAAAGAGACCCAGUCAAGCGCCUACUGUACAGGGUUCUCUUUACAGUAUCCAACAAAUAGAGGGGCAAGAAUCAAAGAUACCGAGUCAAGCACCUACUGUACCGCCAUCUCUUUACAGUAUCCAACAAAUAGAAGGACAGGAAUCAAGGAUACCUAGUCAAGCACCUACUGUACCGGCAUCACUUUACAGUAUCCAACAAACAAAGGGGCAAGAAUCAAAGAUACCGAGUCAAGCACCUACUGUACCGCCAUCUCUUUACAGUAUACAACAAAUAGAAGGACAGGAAUCAAAGAUACCUAGUCAAGCACCUACUGUACCGGCAUCGCUUUACAGUAUCCAACAAAUACAGGAGCAAGAAUCAAAGAUACCUAGUCAAGCACCUACUGUAAAGGGAUCUCUUCAAAGUGUCCAACAAAUACAGGGGCAAGAAUCAAAGAGACCCAGUCAGGUGCCUACUGUACAGGGAUCUCUUUACAGUAUCCAACAAAUAGAGGGUCAAGAAUCAAAAAUACCUAGUCAUGUGCCUACUGUACAAGGAUCUCUCUACAGUAUCCAACAAAUUCAGGGGCAAGAAUCAAAGAGACCUAGUCAAGCGCCUACUGUACAAGGUUCCCUUCACAGUAUUCUACAAAUAGAGGGGCAAGAAUCAAAGAGACCUAGUCAAGCACCUACUGUACCAGGAUCUCUUUACAGUAUCCAGCAAACAGAGGGGCAAGAAUCAAAGAGACCAAGCCAUGUGCCUACUGUACAAGGAUCUCUUCACAGUAUUCAACAGAUACAGGGGCAAGAAUCAAAGAGACCCAGUCAAGCACCUACUAUAUCGGGAUCUCUUUACAGUAUCCAACAAAUGGAGGGGAAAGAAUCAAAGAGACCUAGUCAAGCUCCUACUGUAAAGGGAUCACUUUACAGUAUCCAACAAACAGACGGGCAAGAAUCAAAGAUACCUAGUCAAGCGCCUACUGUGCCAGCAUCUCUUUACAGUAUCCAACAAAUACAGGGGCAAGAAUCAAAGAGACCAAGUCAAGCACCUACUAUACAAGGAUCUCUUCAAAGUAUCCAACAGAUACAGGAGCAAGAAUCAAAAAUACCUAGGCAAGCACCAACUGUACCAGCAUCUCUUUACAGUAUCCAACAAAUAGAGGGGCAAGAAUCAAAGAGACCAAGUCAAGCACCUACUGUAACGGGAUCUCUUCUCAGUGUCCAACAAAUACAAGGGCAAGAAUCAAAGAGACCCAGUCAAGCGCCUACUGUAAAGGGUUCGCUUUACAGUAUCCAACAAAUAGAGGGGCAAGAAUCAAAAAUACCUAGUCAAGUACCUACUGUACCAGCAUCUCUUUACAGUAUACAGCAAAUAGAGGGGCAAGAAUCAAAGAUACCUAGCCAAGCACCUACUGUACCGGCAUCGCUUUACAGUAUGCAACAAAUAGAGGGGCAGGAAUCAAAGAGACCCAGUCAAGCACCUACUGUACCGGCAUCGCUUUACAGUAUCCAACAAAAAGAGGGCCAGGAAUCAAUGAUACCUAGUCAAGCGCCUACUGUACCGGCAUCUCUUCACAGUAUUCAACAAAUACAGGGGCAAGAAUCAAAGAGACCUAGCCAAGCACCUACUGUACAGGGAUCCCUUCACGGUAUUCAACAAAUAGAGGGGCUAGAAUCAAAGAGGCCUAGUCAGUUGUCUACUGUAAGUCAAGUGCUUAAUGUACAAGGAUCUCUUUACAGUAUCCAACAAAUAGAGGGACAAGAAUCAAAGAGACCUAGUCAGUUGUCUACUGUAUCGGGAUCUACUUAUAGUAUUCAGCAGACAAAGGGGCUAGAAUCAAAGAUACCUAGUCAAAUAUCUACUGUACAGGGAUCUGUUCAAAGUAUUCAAAGGACAGCAGGGCAACAAAGCAAGACCGAUCAGUCUAGACCAGAGGACCAAAAGAUAAGGCGACGUAGAAAAGUAUGCAAAAAUAAAGUUGACCAAUGUCAACAGACUGAUAGUGCAGAGAGUAUCAAAAAAAUACUAUCUGAAAAGUGUCUACAGACAGAUAGCUCUAAAAGUGAAAAACUUAACACCGCAGUUGAAUUGUCUGAUUCUGUCUGUGUAACACAUCAACCUCAACAAAAAAUUGAUAUGGACGUUCUUCCAGCUCAGUUGAAAGACACCUGUUCUGACAGCCAUCCACUUGUAGAACCUGCAAUCUGUAGCAAUAUCCUACCACAAGAAUUGCCGGAUUUCAGUCGUGAAAGCAAGCAGGCUGACAUUCAAGAACUUCACUCUCGCAGUCUUCCAGCACAAUUAGAGGGUUCUCGCCAUGAAACUAAGCAAGAAUACGAACCCCAAGAUUUCCGCCAGAGUAGCCUCCCUAUUGAACUGCAAGAUUCUCGACAUGGCAGCAAGCCAAUUGCCUUGCAAGAACUUCACUAUGGCAGGCUUCCAGAUAAGAUAGAAGAAUCUGAACAUGGUGGUGAGGAACUUGUGCUAGAAUAUGGUCAGAGCAGCCUCUCUUCUGCACUGGAAGAAUGUUAUCGUCUAUAUGAAGAAAGAAUGAGGCAGGACUACCAGUAUGACACUCAGAAAUCUCUCGAGGUGGUAUACAAGAUGGAUUUUGCUUGUCAGCCUAACCCCCCCUCUGCGUUUCCUAGUCAGACGAUGUUGCCAAAAGAAAAGUCUUCAUUCGCUCGGCAGGCAUAUAGCACCAUUACAUUAAAGGAACCUUCUUGGCCACAUAAAGACACUGGCAAACUAAUGACAAACCAAAGCCAACAGACUAGUGAUAGUUGGCUGCAGAAAAAUAGGGAGAAAAAACAGAUGUCUAUAAGUAAAGAAACAAUGUCAAGGAGUGAUGUAAUUGAGGUUCAAAAACCACCAGAAGUAAGAGAUCAACAACCUGCUGAGUAUGAAUCUCAAAGAGUCAGUCAACAAUAUGCUGUCCCAGACUUCCAGAGGAGCCAUGAACCGCCUCGUGUGUCUGAGUCCUGGAGGUCUAGUGAACCCCCUGGUAUUCCUGCAUCCCAGAAGGCCAGUGAAAUGUCAGCUGUGCCUGAGUCCCGAAAGGGCAGCAAAGUAUAUACCAUAACUGAGUCUCGGAAGUUCAGUGAAUUACCUGCUGCACCAGAGUCCCAGAGGUCUAGUAAAACAUACGUUGUAUCUCCAUCCCAAAGGAUCAGCAAAGCACCUGACUUACCUGAGUCCCGCAAGCCUAGUGAACAAACUUUUGUGCCUCAGUCUUGUCCAGUUAGUGUAGAACCUACUAUACUUGAGUUUCCAAGGACAAGUGAAGCACCCAUCAUGCUUGAAUCCCAAAGAUUCAGUGAAAUACCUUUCUUUUCUGAGACCUGGAGGGCUAGCGAACAACUUGCUGUGCCUGGGCCUCAAAGGGACAGUCAAGCAUUUGCUGAGUCUCGGAGAGCUAGUGCAGCACCUCCUGAGUCCCGGAGAGCUAGUGAACCACCUGCUGUAUUUGAGUCCCAAAGGGCCAGUGUAGUAGCUGAUUUAUUAGAGUCUCGAAGGGCUAGCGAACCAUCUGAUGUACUUGCGUCUCGAAGGGUCAGUGAAGUACCUGUUGUAUCUGAGUUUCAGGGGAUUGGUGAACAACUCUUUGCAUCUCAGCGAGGCAGUGUAACAUCAACUUUAUUAGAGUCCCGGAGGGCUAGUGAACCAUCUAGUAUACAUGACUCCCAAAGGGCCAGUGAAGCACAUGUUUUACCAGAAUCCCGGAGAGCUAGUGAACCAUCUGGCCUGCCUCAAUCCAGGAAGGUUAGUGAAUUAUCCGCUGUGUUUGAACAUCAGAGGAUGAGUGAACCACCCGCUAAGCCUGCGCCUCAGAGAGCCAGUGAAUCACCUGUUGUGCAGGACUCCCGACAAACUAGCAAAAUGUCUACAAUGCUUGAGUCCCGGAAAGGCAGUGAAGAAGUUACAAUGUCGAGGCCCCUGAAGGGCAGUGAGCCAUCCACUGUACCACAGUCCCGGAAGGGUAGUCAACAAUCUCUUGCAACACAGACCCUGAAGGCGAAGGAGCAGCCUCCAGUUUUAGAAUCCCCAAAGGGCAAUCAGGAGCAAAUUGUUGAAGAGCAUGGAAGCAAGCAAAUGUUAGAUCAGGAAUUUCAGAAGAGUAGCCAGCAGCCCCCAAAGCAAAAAAAUUCAUUUUCUGAGAAGGCCCAGCAAACAUAUAGCAUUAUUUCUGUGGAGAUAAAUACUUGGAUAAACAGAAGGACUGGGAAACUAAUGACAUGUAAUAGUCAACAAACUGAGAAGAGUUGGCUUCAGGAUUAUCUUUCAAGGAAAAUAAAACGUGCAUCGAAAGGAAGCGUGACUAGUUCUACUGCAGCUGAACCAGAAAAUAUGAAAUUAGAGAAACCAGCCAGCCCUGAGAGUGGUGGAAAAGAUGCUGUAGAACACCAGCAAGUUAGCAAGCAUGAGCCACAAGUGGAAAGGGAUAUGGCGACUGAGAACCAAGGGCUAACUUCUUUUGAAAAGGAUGAAACAGAAAGAGAUACUCAGCAGAUGGAAGUGCAGGAGUCCCAGAGGGGCACACAGCAAGCACAGGUCCCAGCUUCCCGAAGGGGCAGUCAGCAGAUGGAGGUCCAGGAGUCCCGGAAGGGCACUCAGCAAGCAGAAGUCCCAACUUCCCGGAGGGGCAGUAUGCAGAUGGAAGUGCAAGAGUCCCGGAGGGGCACUCAGCAAACAGAAGUCCCAGCUUCCCGGAGGGGCAGUGUGCAGAUGGAAGUGCAAGAGUCCCGGAGGGGCACUCAGCAAACAGAAGUCCCAGCUUCCCGGAGGGGCAGUGUGCAGAUGGAAGUGCAAGAGUCCCGGAGGGGCACUCAACAAGCAGAAGUCCCAGCUUCCCGGAGGGGCAGUGUGCAGAUGGAAGAGUCCCGGAGGGACACUCAGCAAGCAGAAGUCACAGCUUCUCGGAGGGGUAGUGAGCAGUUGGAGGCCCAAGAGUCCCGGAGGGGCACUCAGCAAACAGAAGUCCCAGCUUCCCGGAGGGGCAGUGUGCAGAUGGAAGCACAAGAGUCCCGGAGGGGCACUCAGCAAGCAGAAGUCCCAGCUUCCCGGAGGGGCAGUGUGCAGAUGGAAGAGUCCCGGAGGGACACUCAGCAAGCAGAAGUCACAGCUUCUCGGAGGGGUAGUGAGCAGUUGGAGGCCCAAGAGUCCCGGAGGGGCACUCAGCAAACAGAAGUCCCAGCUUCCCGGCGGGACAGUGUGCAGAUGGAAGUACAAGAGUCCCGGAGAUGCACUCAGCAAGCAGAAGUCCAAGCUUCCCGAAGGGGCAGUCAGCAGAUGGAGGUCCAAGAGUCCAGGAGGGGCACACAGCAAGCAGAAGUCCCAGCUUCCCGAAGGGGCAGUCAGCAGAUGGAGGUCCAAGAGUCCAGGAGGGGCACACAGCAAGCAGAAGUCCCAGCUUCCCGAAGGGGCAGUCAGCAGAUGGAGGUCCAAGAGUCCAGGAGGCACACAGCAAGCACAGGUCCCAGCUUCCCGAAGGGGCAGUCAGCAGAUGGAGGUCCAGGAGUCCCGGAAGGGCACUCAGCAAGCAGAAGUCCCAACUUCCCGGAGGGGCAGUAUGCAGAUGGAAGUGCAAGAGUCCCGGAGGGGCACUCAGCAAACAGAAGUCCCAGCUUCCCGGAGGGGCAGUGUGCAGAUGGAAGUACAAGAGUCCCGAAGGUGCACUCAGCAAGCAGAAGUCCCAGCUUCCCGGAGGGGCAGUGUGCAGAUGGAAGUGCAAGAAUCCCGGAGGGGCACUCAGCAAGCAGAGGUCCCAGCUUCUCGGAGGGGCAGUGUGCAGAUGGAAGUGCAAGAGUCCCGGAGGGACACUCAGCAAGGAGAGGUCCCAGCUUCCCUGAGGGGCAGUGUGCAGAUGGAAGUGCAAGAGUCCCGGAGGGGCACUCAGCAAGCAGAAGUCCCAGCUUCCCAGAGGGGCAGUGUGCAGUUGGAAGAGUCCCGGAGGGACACUCAGAAAGCAGAAGUGCCAGCUUCCCGGAGAGGCAGUGUGCAGAUGGAAGUGCAAGAGUCCCGGAGGGGCACUCAGCAAGCAGAAGUCCCAGCUUCCCGGAGGGGCAGUGUGCAGAUGGAAGUGCAAGAGUCCCGGAGGGGCACUCAGCAAGCAGAAGUCCCAGCUUCCCGGAGGGGCAGUGUGCAGAUGGAAGUGCAAGAGUCCCGGAGGGGCACUCAGCAAGCAGAAGUCCCAGCUUCCCGGAGGGGCAGUGUGCAGAUGGAAGAGUCCCGGAGGGGCACUCAGCAAGCAGAAGUCCCAGCUUCCCGGAGGGGCAGUGUGCAGAUUGGAAGAGUCCCGGAGGGACACUCAGCAAGCAGAAGUCCCAGCUUCCCGGAGGGGCAGUGUGCAGAUGGAAGUGCAAGAGUCCCGGAGGGGCACUCAGCAAGCAGAAGUCCCAGCUUCCCGGAGGGGCAGUGUGCAGAUGGAAGUGCAAGAGUCCCGGAGGGGCACUCAGCAAGCAGAAGUCCCAGCUUCCCGGAGGGGCAGUGUGCAGAUGGAAGUGCAAGAGUCCCGGAGGGACACUCAGCAAGCAGAGGUCCCAGCUUCCCGGAGGGGCAGUGUGCAGAUGGAAGUGCAAGAGUCCCGGAGGGACACUCAGCAAGCAGAGGUCCCAGCUUCCUGCAAGGGUAGUCAGCAGACAGAGGUAA
Messenger RNA from Anolis sagrei ordinatus, 12287 nucleotides. NCBI's taxonomy places the organism in Eukaryota, Metazoa, Chordata, Lepidosauria, Squamata, Anolidae. The record is from RefSeq and is a predicted model, not a curated record.